GGGAGUCGGGCGCUGCUGCCUCUCCGGAGGCUUUGGGCUCGGGGAGUAAUGGAGCCCUCGGGGUCCAGCGAAGUGACAGGCGCAGACACGGCGGGACCCGACCCUCAGCUGGCGGUCACCAUGGGGUUCACAGGAUUCGGGAAGAAAGCUCGCACAUUUGACUUGGAGGCCAUGUUUGAGCAAACUCGAAGGACAGCGGUGGAAAGGAGCCGGAAAACACUGGAAGCAAGAGAAAAAGAAGAAGAAAUGAACAGAGAGAAAGAAUUAAGAAAACAAAUUGAAGAUAAUGAACCAAUACCGUCAGGCUCAAGUGGAGUCAGAGAUAGCUCAAAAUCAUCAUCCAGGGACACAAGCAGCAGUGACAGUGACGACAGUUCUGAUUCAUCUGAUGAUGAGCUAAUCGGCCCUCCUUUACCCCCUAAAAUGGUAGGAGAACCAGUUAAUACUGUGGAUGAAGGUAUCCUUGGCCCUCUACCUCCACCUCUGUGUGAAGAAGGAGAAGAUGAUGAUGAUGAUGAGUUAGAGGAUGAAGGAGAAGAGGAUAACCCCGUUCAAAGGAUUCCUGAUUCGCAUGAGAUAACACUGAAGCACGGCACUAAAACAGUUUCUGCUCUGGGUUUGGAUCCCUCGGGUGCCCGUUUGGUCACUGGAGGAUAUGAUUAUGAUGUUAAAUUUUGGGAUUUUGCUGGGAUGGAUGCUUCCUUCAAGGCAUUUCGAUCUCUUCAACCUUGUGAAUGCCAUCAGAUCAAGUCGUUACAGUACAGUAACACAGGAGACAUGAUUCUUGUUGUUUCUGGAAGCUCACAGGCCAAGGUGAUUGACAGGGAUGGUUUUGAAGUCAUGGAGUGUAUAAAGGGAGACCAGUAUAUCGUAGACAUGGCCAACACCAAGGGCCAUACAGCAAUGCUUCAUACUGGCUCAUGGCAUCCGAAAAUAAAAGGUGAAUUUAUGACUUGCUCAAAUGAUGCGACUGUGAGGCUCUGGGAAGUUGAAAAUCCAAAGAAGCAAAAAAGUGUUUUUAAGCCACGGACAAUGCAAGGUAAAAAGGUCAUUCCCACUACGUGCACCUACAGCAGAGAUGGGAACCUUGUGGCAGCUGCCUGCCAGAAUGGAAGCAUACAGAUCUGGGAUCGAAACUUGACAAGUGUGGUCCGCUGCUUGUGGCAUCCAAAGCUGAACCAGAUCAUGGUUGGAACUGGAAAUGGAUUGGCAAAAGUGUACUACGACCCCAACAAGAGUCAGAGGGGAGCAAAAUUAUGUGUGGUUAAAACCCAGAGGAAGGCGAAACAAGCUGAGACCCUAACCCAGGACUACAUCAUCACCCCUCACGCCUUGCCCAUGUUCCGUGAGCCCCGCCAACGAAGUACGAGGAAGCAGCUGGAGAAGGACAGACUGGACCCCCUGAAGUCACACAAACCAGAGCCUCCUGUCGCAGGCCCAGGUCGUGGUGGCCGAGUUGGAACCCAUGGGGGCACCCUGUCCUCCUACAUUGUGAAGAACAUUGCUUUGGACAAGACUGACGACAGCAAUCCCCGGGAAGCUAUUUUGCGUCAUGCCAAAGCAGCAGAAGAUAACCCAUAUUGGGUUUCGCCAGCAUAUUCCAAAACUCAGCCAAAAACCAUGUUUGCCCAAGUGGAAUCUGAUGAUGAAGAGUCAAAGAAUGAACCAGAGUGGAAAAAACGUAAAAUUUGAAGAAUCUCAUUUAAGAGCUAUUUGCAUGGAGCAACAGGAGAGGAUACAGUGGGCUUUCACCCACCCCCAAUGCUUAUGAAAUAAAAGUACAUUUUUACAAACAGA
Messenger RNA from Grammomys surdaster, 1797 nucleotides. It is a transcript of the gene Wdr70, whose product is annotated as WD repeat domain 70. The record is from RefSeq and is a predicted model, not a curated record. The coding region runs from base 49 to 1692 and encodes 547 amino acids. Gene Ontology annotation, molecular function: protein binding. The transcript is spliced from 15 exons. Gene Ontology annotation, biological process: regulation of DNA double-strand break processing. NCBI's taxonomy places the organism in Eukaryota, Metazoa, Chordata, Mammalia, Rodentia, Muridae. Gene Ontology annotation, cellular component: nucleus; site of double-strand break.